Penicillium alfredii is the source of this 1308-nucleotide messenger RNA. RefSeq lists its product as uncharacterized. Lineage: Eukaryota; Fungi; Ascomycota; Eurotiomycetes; Eurotiales; Aspergillaceae. Gene Ontology annotation, cellular component: mitochondrion. The record is from RefSeq and is a predicted model, not a curated record. Gene Ontology annotation, molecular function: crossed form four-way junction DNA binding; DNA endonuclease activity; flap-structured DNA binding. The transcript has a single exon. Bases 1 to 1308 code for a protein of 435 amino acids.
AUGCGUCUCUCGGCGGCUCUCUAUGGGCCGCGCGCCCCCUGGCUCCCGUUGUUGAAAUCGGCACAGUUGCAGCGCCUCGCGCGUGCAACGGGGGUCCAGUCGUCUGGCACGAAGAAGAUCCUUGUCGAUCGUAUCGAAAAUGAGUUGCUCUUGCAGCCGGGGAGUCGGGAGCAGCGCCAACAGCCGCCAUCAGAACGGGGAUACGGCCUACUCAAGACAGGACACGCAAGGCCAUCCGAGCCAUGGAGUAUCCUCAGCAUUGACAUGGGGAUUCAGAACCUCGCAUUCGCUCAUCUGCGAGUUCAUCCCCCUUCCUCUAGGUGGAAUGGUGGUAGUGGUAGUGGCCCUCCCCCAACCCCGGAAUUAACGGCGUGGCACCGACUCGCUGUCUCGGAGAUUGCGAGUCUCAAUCUAAACACAGAUUCAGGGUCUACGGGUAUUGAUGAUGAUGCUGUUCCCGGUGCUGGAUCUACUCUCCCACAAUCGACACCAAUCACUCCGACAAUAGACAUCCACCCCAAUUCGCCAAGCACUACUACAUCCUCGAAUAAGGAAAAGGACUCCUCGUCUACAAAAGACUCUUUCUCUCCAAAGCUGUAUGCGGCCAAUGCAUACACCCUCCUCACAACCCUCCUCUCUGCCUACCGCCCCACCCACAUCCUGAUCGAGCGCCAGCGCUUCCGCUCAGGAGGGGCCAGUACCGUGCUGGAGUGGACGCUGCGAGUCGGGGUCUUAGAAGGCAUGCUGUACGCCGUCCUGCACACACUGCGCCAGGAGCGCGGCGGCGAGCUGGCGUCUGUUCAGGUCCACGGGAUCGAGCCGCGGCGGGUAGUACGGUACUGGACCGAGAGUGAGGCCCCGGCUGAUGCUAAUACGACGGAGAGCAAGAAGAAGAAGAAGAAUCUGACAGCGAGAGAAGUCAAAAAGGCCAAGAUUGAUCUGGUGGGACGCUGGUUGGCGGCGUCUUUGCCGGUACCAGGGGGUGAAGAGACCACAGAAACAGAUGAGAAAAGCGCUGGAUCGGCCUUUGUGGCUGAGCCCUUGAAAAUCUCGCUGGCUGAAGACAAGCCUGUCUUGCAUGAUCUUGCCCGCGCGUAUCUUCGGAAAUGGCAGGGACAGUCGCAGAAGCGGAAGGGUUCCCGUUCUUUGAAGACGGCGUCUGCUGGGGAUGCUCUGUUGGUUGAUCCGGGCAAGCUGGAUGAUCUUGCGGAUUGUCUGUUGCAGGGAGUAACUUGGUUUGAAUGGCAGGUCAUGCGGGAGCGCAUUGCCCGGGAGGGCGUUGAGGCGCUGGACUCAAGCGUGGCAUGA